AUGGUCAAGAAUCGCAUGACGGCUUGCUGUGUCCUCCUUGAGUCCUAUGUUGGGGUGAUAGAGGACGACCACACCGGGGAAGAGCUGGAAGAAGAGGUUGGGAGCCACUGUGUCCUGGUCGUGGGCGGUGACCUUCUAGGACCAAACUAUGUGACUUUCGACCCCUGGGGCUUGCGCGGUGGUGAGGUGUCAUUGUGGCAGUCGCACUCCAUGGCAGCGGCUUCGCCGCUGGCCUGGGUGCAGCUCUCACUCCCCGCACCGAGAUCGAUGGAGGGCGUGGAGGGUGCAGAGGAGGUGGAGGUGGAGGAUGAGUCUUUGGCCAGCCAGCUCUCCCGCGCCAUGGGGGUGGGCAAAGAGGCCGACCAGCCUGACCAAAACGGCUCGAACACGGAGGCCACCCGGGAGGUCAAAGUAGAGGAUGCUGGAGAUGCCAAGGCCGACGGAGACGUGCAGGCGCAGCCAGCCAACCUGCAAGCCACUGAAGCGGAUGCAGGUCCAGAGGUGGUGCCUGCUGCAGAGGACCAAAUCGACGACAUUGUCCCGUUCAUCUGCUACGACGAGGAGAAGGGCAGCUUCUCCAAGGAUGACAGAUGGAUCUUGCCGAAGCGAAACCAGUUUCCACUGAUCUUCUGCGCACUUCGAGUUCGGAUUCGGCUGGAACCCAUCGAGCCUUCCGGCGGCUCUGCGAAUCCGUGGAACCUCACGGCAGAGCAGGUGGAGGUACUUCUGCGGAAACUCCUUGGUCUUGGGGAUCUGCUGGUCCGCUUCGAUGAUUGCCGUGAUCGGAUCGAUGCAGUGACCAAUGCACGCGAGUUGAUUGCGGCCCUCAAAGCUGACCUACCAGCAGGCUUAUGUGUCGGCGACGUGAAGGAGGUGUCCGAGCACCAGAUGUUGGCAACUGUUGUUAACGUCUUGGAGACUUCGGACGACAUGGAUCCGGAAAGGAUCAGCUCGCUAGCAGUCCGUCUCAAAGAGGGCGGGUCGUGCGACUCGAUUGUCCUGGAACUACCACAGAUCUGGAUCAUCUCGGAUCCAGAUUUCAGAGCCAAGACUGCCAGCAUUGGCUUGUACCCUGGCAGCUUCUGGAUGGGCUUUCUCAAAUCCUGGGGAGCAGUGAAGAUCGCUGAAGUCUUCUUCAGGAAAGUCGAUCCGGACGACAAGCGCAGGGAACCGACGGUUACCGUUGCUGUCCAGUUCCGAGAGCGGGAGAACUUGAAAAUGUGCUUCACGUUCCUGUACGACCGCUAUCUGGUCCAUCCCAAACAGAAAAAUGCGCUACGGCAGCCGUGGUGCAAACUGGCGGACUUUGAGGAAUUCAAGGCAAAAACCUUGGGGAAGCCUGUGCCCAGCAGACCAAAGGCUGCAGCACCCGACGCCGGCAAGUUGAAGAUCAAUCAGCCGACAAAGCAACACGCAGCUUCGCCUGUGCCAAAGGCCACUGUAGCGGAGGCGAAAGCUGCGAAGGCGGAGGACUUUGAUCGGCAACUGACGCCCGCGGAG
Symbiodinium sp. CCMP2456 is the source of this 1500-nucleotide messenger RNA. Lineage: Eukaryota; Dinophyceae; Suessiales; Symbiodiniaceae. The record is from the annotation of a GenBank genome assembly.